UGUUGUUGUCUGGUCAAAAAGAAGAAAUAAACUUGGGAUUUGAUUAGAUCCUUCAAGAACUUCAUUUACAUUGGCAACUCCCAAAGGCCUUCUUUCUCUCUCAUUAGAUUCGAAUCUUUUACUUUUCACAUGAUCAUCAUCACGAGAUCCUCUCCUCUCCUUCUUCUACUUGUUUCUCCUUCUCUCAACUCAAAACGUUAAUCUCUAACUCAACCUCUUGUCUGAACAACAACAACACAGAGAAUGGCUGGUACAUCUACCAAGAGGUUCCCUCUCUACGCUAAGGACUACGAGCUGUUCGAAGAGGUAGGCGAAGGUGUUAGCGCCACCGUGUACAGAGCCAGGUGCAUUGCUCUUAACGAGAAUGUCGCCAUUAAGAUCAUGGAUCUUGAAAAAUGCAGAAACGACUUGGACACGAUACGGAAGGAAGUCCACAUAAUGAGUUUAAUCGACCAUCCGAACCUGUUGAAAGCGCAUUGCUCUUUCAUCGACCGUAACAGCUUGUGGAUUGUGAUGCCUUACAUGUCGGGCGGGUCAUGCUUUCACCUCAUGAAAUCUGUGUAUCCAGAAGGUCUUGAGCAGCCUAUCAUCGCUACUUUGCUUAGAGAAGUGCUCAAGGCUCUUGUUUAUCUCCAUAGACAAGGACACAUCCACAGAGAUGUUAAGGCUGGGAACAUUCUGGUUCACUCAAGAGGUGUGGUUAAGCUUGGAGACUUUGGAGUUUCGGCGUGCAUGUUUGAUAGCGGUGAAAGGAUGCGUACAAGGAACACGUUCGUUGGAACUCCUUGCUGGAUGGCACCCGAGGUUAUGCAGCAAGUAGACGGAUAUGAUUUCAAAGCGGACAUUUGGUCGUUUGGCAUAACUGCACUAGAGCUUGCUCAUGGUCAUGCCCCGUUUUCCAAAUAUCCACCUAUGAAGGUGCUGCUAAUGACCUUACAAAACGCUCCUCCUCGCCUUGACUAUGAGAGAGAUAAGAAGUUCUCAAAGUCGUUUAGAGAGUUAAUCGCAGCAUGUUUAGUAAAAGAUCCAAAAAAGCGUCCAACCUCAGCAAAGCUUCUGAAACACCCCUUCUUCAAACAUGCUCGGUCUACAGAUUAUCUCUCCCGUAAGAUUCUCCAUGGUCUUUUUCCACUUGGUGAUCGUUUCAAAAAGCUCAAGGAGGCAGAAGCUGAAUUGUUUAAAGGCAUAAAUGGUGACAAAGAACAGUUAUCUCAGCAUGAGUAUAUGAGAGGAAUCAGUGCUUGGAACUUUGAUCUGGAAGACUUGAGGAAGCAGGCAUCACUUGUAAGUAAGAAUCCAGAUAGUGAAAUGUGCAGUUCAGAGGUUGGGGAUGAAGUACCAAAAAGAAAGCCAAUGGUGCGAAGGUCAAAGACUAUGUCUUUGGACAUGUUCAAGAUCUCUGAUAAGGAUCUGAUGAUGAGUUCGAGUAAUAGUCUAACAUACGGUGCAGUGCUACCUUCCUUUCAUCGCAAGUUCCUUCCAGCUGUAGGAUAUAAAGUUGGUACAUUUUCUGAGGAAAGAAAAGCACGUCGUGGAAGAACUGCAGAGUCCCUCGCUCUUGAAGAGCCACAUCAACCAAAAGAACCAUUAGAGGAUACCAAGCAAGUGGGAACAGCAGGAAGUGGGCAGGAGAAACAAAAGAAUGGCUAUACAGUUAGUCCUGUGAACCAGGCGUCUUGCACAGCUACUGAGAUACUCCCACUGUUACACAGUCUUUUGGUUCAGAAUGACAUUCAGAGGGAGAAAUUCAUUAGAUUAAUUAGAUUUUUUGAUCCAACUGCCGAAACUGAAAAUCCAAUCUCUAAAACAACCCAAGGUGUGCAGAUAUAUAUAUCAUCAAGGGAGAGAGAACUACAAUCUCAGGUUGAUUUCUUGGAGAAAAGUGUUGAGAUUCUUGUAGAGGAAGUGAAGAGAAGAAAAGAAAUAAAUGAUCAGCUAGAAGGACAGAUCAGAUCUCUAACUAGUAGCACCAGCAACAGCCUUCCUUGAGCUUUUGUCUCUUCCGACAUGAUGAUAAUAAUUAUUAUUUUUGUAUGUAUUCAUUAUUUAAUUGUUACUGUAUUAUAUAUCAAAUUCCGUAGAAUCACAGUUGCUGUGAAUCCCAUAUUCAUUCCUCCAAUCAAAUUAGAAAUCCA
This is a messenger RNA of Brassica oleracea var. oleracea, 2135 nucleotides long. Its product is annotated as serine/threonine-protein kinase BLUS1-like. NCBI's taxonomy places the organism in Eukaryota, Viridiplantae, Streptophyta, Magnoliopsida, Brassicales, Brassicaceae. Gene Ontology annotation, biological process: protein phosphorylation. Bases 244 to 1989 code for a protein of 581 amino acids. The transcript has 19 exons. Gene Ontology annotation, molecular function: protein kinase activity; protein serine/threonine kinase activator activity; ATP binding. The record is from RefSeq and is a predicted model, not a curated record.